GUAAAAAUGGCUUCCUUGUCUUUGGACUCUACAGAACAAUCAGAGAACAGCUCAGAAGAGCCCAGGACAACAGAGGUCAAAGAAGAAAAAGAUGCACUCCACGUUUCGGAACAGUUACUCCAAAGUUUCCAAAAGUCGGCUCUGAGUUUUUCCACUGACCAAGUAUCAUGUCUGUGCGAGGCCCUUCUGCAGGCGGGCAAUGUGGAUCGCCUGUGGAGGUUUCUAUCCACCAUACCUCCUUCGUCCGAGCUGCUACGUGGCAACGAGACCCUGCUGAAGGCCCAGGCUCUGGUGGCUUUCCACCGGGAGGAAUUCAAGGAGCUGUACGCCAUCCUGGAGAGCCACGACUUCCACCCGUCUAACCAUGGGUUCCUGCAGGACCUGUACCUGAAAGCCCGCUACAAGGAGGCGGAGAGGUCCCGGGGCCGCAGCCUGGGAGCCGUGGACAAGUACCGGCUCCGAAAGAAGUUCCCUUUACCCAAAACCAUCUGGGAUGGAGAGGAGACCGUGUACCUCCUCAAGGAGAAGUCCAGAAACGCCCUGAAGGAGUGUUACAAAAGCAACAGGUACCCCACUCCGGACGAGAAGAAGAACCUGGCCAAAGUGACCGGACUGUCUCUGAAACAGGUCAGCAACUGGUUCAAGAACCGCAGGCAGAGGGACAGGACCCCGUCCGGGACGCACAGCAAAAGUGAGUCUGAUGGGAACCACAGCACAGAGGAUGAGGCCAGCGUCAUGGACGACACCCCUGAGAAACCAGAGGAGACAUCCAUUAUCUCUUUCUCUGCAGUCCCCUGUACCACAGGAGGCCAGCUCAUCCUCAACGGGUCCAGUGGCUUCCUCACAGCCUCUCAACCGUUACUACUCAAUGGAAACUCCCUGAUCUCUGGUGCUGGCGCAGGGGUCAUAAUCAAUGGAUUAAACUUGGGUGAUUGUCAGACAGUCACCCUGAGUCCUGUUGCAGCUGGUGGCUCUUCUUUGAUACUGAACGGUGCUCAGGUAAUAACCAAGCCACCGCAUCAGGUAGUUUCUGCACCAGAACAGGAGUCCUCAGCUCUAGAAUGCAAGCCAAGCGCUCUUUCAGCAGUCGUUCUUAGCACAAAUGCCACCGCCUCCUCAAACCAGCCAUCUCUCAUCUCUGUUCCUCUGCGAACCAAGACGGAGAGUGACAACACUCUUGAUUUCAUCAGCGUCUCUGACGAAAUGGAAGCAAAAUCAAAUGGCAGCAACCAGAUAGCUUCAUCUACAUCGUCUUUAUCCCCGUCUUCACCAACUCUGUCCUCCCCAACCAGCCUCCCAUCACUAGUGCUAACACAAACCACCCAUCACCAGCAGUCUCUCACCCACCCAGCCUCGAUGUCAUCUGCUGGCAUGGUUAUCUCCACCUCACUCUCCAGUCAGCAAGGGGAGUACGUCGUCUUUGCCACCUCUAGUUCCCACUUAAGUCCGUCUAGCUCUGUAGUUUCCUCCAGCCCCUCCACCCCUCAGGUCUUCUCUCUUCCCCAGGUUGUGCCUUCAAUUCAGGGUAUACCAGUGUCUCAGCUGGUCCAGCACUCUUCAGGAGCCCAGAUGUCCCAGUGUCCCCAGUUGGUCCCAGUGUCUCCCCUUGCAUCUCCACCUCCUCAGUUCCAAAGCACAAUAAACACAGGCAACAGACUGGUGCAACAGCAACAGGAAGCGUCGACACUACCUGAAGGUGCCACUACCAUAGUGUCUCUCUCGCAGCUCCCUAACAAUCAGCUCUCACAGCGAAUGCCAAACCAACUCACGGACCAAACCACAAACUCUACCGCAAGCAAAAUGCAAAUCCCACAAGUUAUUUCCAUUUCUUCCCCAACACAAGUGGUCCCAGGACCCCAGGCUAAAGUCACACCAGCUUCUGCACAGUUAGUCCCCCUGUCCAUGCCUCAGCUGGUCCCAGUGUCCUCCAUUCAAACAUCUUCCAAUAUCUCUUUCCCCCAAGUGGUACCUGCCAGCCCAUCACUCUCUAUCCCUUCUGCUGGAAUGCCGUUGCAGAUUCUGACUUCACCUCCUGCAGCUGGAGGGGUUGCACAGAGUCCUCUUCGGAUAAACCAGAUCAGGCCUAUUCAGAGUGUGGGUACUCCACCCAGCGUGGCACCUGGUGUGCAGCUCUUAAACUCUGGGAUCAUUCAACUCCCCUCUGCCACUCCAGGUAACCUCCUCCUCAGUGGAAGCCCCUACCUGAGUGUCCAGCAAGGGAAGCUCAUUUUGACUAUCCCAGCAGGUAUUCAGCUGACCAGUUUGCCCCUGAAACCAGUAUCGGAAGCAUCACCAGUCUCUGUGAAUGGAGUGAGUCCCAUUCUGACCUCCUCCACCCCCCAUGUAGCCUCGCAGCCUGUAACUACCCCAGCCCCACCUACCAGCGCGCUUACAUCAUCUCCUCUCAACUUCAUCAGCUCCUCUCCGCUCUACUGCGCUUCAGAGACUGGGAUUGCAACCAGCCAGACAUCCGCUGUCCCCUCUGCUCAUAUUCUGGACCACUCAGUCACCCCCACCCCCCCGAACACUCUCACCCCAGAGAGCAUGCUCACCCUCAGUCCGAUGUACAGCGGCAUGACACCCAACACACAGGUGUCCCAGCCGGCAUGGAGCCCUGUGUCCCUGUCCACUUCAGCAGGUCUGACACUGUUUGACAUCCGUGGGAAGGGGGAUCUGCCCGUAGACCCGGCACUGCUAGGCCUGCCCGGAGGAGAGUCUCUGAUCCUGGGGAGUCCCUCUCCGGAGCAGGACGUGGAGACCAGUUCUCCACUAGGAAGUCCAGAGGAGAUGGACGGGGACUCCAAGAUUCUGACCCAGCUACAGUCUGUCCCUGUGGAUGACGAUCUGGGCUUGUAGACGUUUUAAUAACUCUAUAAACAAAACCAAGGGAAUAUACAUCCAGUUACAGACUAUGUUUGUUUUUUGAGUUAUUACAAUAAUUUUAUUACCCAGUGUCAGUCCUUUAACACCAGUCUGUUAUGAACUGUAUGAAUAUGUAAAGGAUGUUCUGACAUGUGCAGCAGAAACACUCGUUCAGUGAAACCCACUACCAUCUUGGACCAAGUCCCUAUCACCAGUAAUGUAGAUAUUUAUUUGAGCCUCUCAUCCUCAAACAACAUUUUAGAGCUUUCCUUCCAAAGAGCAGUGAUGUUGACAUGACAAACGCAGAGUCUAAGAAAAAAUUAUCAGAUUUCCUUACAAAUUUAUUACAAAUUUGGAACUUUUUUUUUUUUUUUUUUUCAGAAAAUCUCCUAAAGAGAAUAUGGAUUUGUGUGCCUUUCCAUCCACUAUUGUAAUAUGAAUUUUAAAAGUCAGAGCUUCAUCAUUAUGGUUUAAAACGGUUUGUUAGAUUUAGUAUUUCAUAUGAUAACAUACUACCUGAGCUGUGGAUUGGAGAACUGACAGAUGUGAUAGGUGUUUAGACAGAUUUUAUUGAUAUGUUAACUUUUCCAACUCUUUAGGUAUGACAUUUUUGCGCUGUUUCACGUUUUACUUUAGAUAUUGGGCAUUUGUGUUUUUUGGUGUUUUUUAAUGCGCAAAUUGAAAACACAAACAGGAAGAGCUGAAUAGAAACACACCUAAUGACAUCACAUCCCAAUUUGCACAUGCCUGUUGUUGCUUUGUGUGAUGAACAUGUGCCUUAUGCAAAAACAACAAUAGCUGCUGUUUCUUUACGUUACAUCAGCCCUGAGGUUCACAACUUGCCUUGACACGGCUGUUGAAUAUCAUCAGCAGGCAAAAACUUCUGGUGUGCACAAUAGUACUUGAUUCACAUGUUUAAAGUUUGCCACAAACAGCGGUUUGUUUCAGCAUUAGUUGUUUCUGGGUUUUUGUGUGUACAGUAUUUUGAUAUUUGAUGGGAUUCGACGUUUUGUAAAUUGAAGGUCACACAAAAAUAUCUCUUCUGGAAUUAGUGUGGUUCAGGCCUUAGCUGGCACUUUUGAGCUCAAUCUUGAUGGCUCUAUUCCAGCUGAUUGGGUUACUAGUAUAUAGGAUGUUUGUCUGCUUGUUCAGUACGUCACCUGCCAUGGGGAAUAUAAAGUACAAGUCAAUUCAUGGAGCAAAGUCUGUAUGUGCAUAUAGGAGUCUUCAUAAACUGUGUCUAACCUGUUUUAUCAGAUCCAGACAGAUGACCGACCUCGGAUUAGUACUCUUGGCCUCGUUACAGGUCUUUGAAUAUGUAAUAUCACACACAGUGCUGCACCUUUGCCUGGUUUGUCAGUUGUUUUUUGCAGUUUUGUGGACUGCUCACAAAGUUCAUCUAUCCGUGGUUUUUGUUGGCCAUAGCAGUAGCUUGUUAUGGAGCCACCACAAUAACUACUCCCCAGACUAUUUGGCAGAGGCUAAAUCUAGAAAUAGCAGGAUAUCGUGUGCCUGUGGAGAAUUCAGUUAAUCACAUGUCUGCAUUUCUUCUGCUUUUUCAUUAUUGACACAGCAGUCCAGGAGUACAGCGUCAAAUUCAUUCUUCACUAACAGAGCUGACUAUUAGCAUUAUGUGAAGCUGUUACAGUUCACAUUUUCAGCCAUGAAUUACAACAGUAUUUCGUCAUUAUAAGUUACUGAAGUUGAGGUUUACAACUACUGUAAUUAACAGUUUUUGAUAGGAAUAGUUCUCUGCAUUAUUAGACAUUUAACAGAAAAGGGUUUAUUUUCUAUGCAAAUUGUGUUGGGUUCUCUGCAGGGCCCUUUGUGGCUCAUCGACGUAAAAGUCAGUUCACUUGGGAGAUGAAAAAAAAAACUUAAAAUGCUGAGCUGUUGAAUGAAGCAUGAGAGUGCAUGACACUAAAACGUUUGCUGUGAUCUCACUAUGAUAUGAUAUUUUGUUGAUACUGAUAAGUGCCUUACAUUAAAGCUUAGCGUUUUGAUAUUUUUGAGAAACAUUUUGUACAAGUUUAGGAUUUCUGUAUACACCCAACCAAAUGUUUGGAUUUACCUAAUAUAGACAACUUCUAUUUCUGUAUUAGUUGGAGGUCCAGUGAGGUGUAAUGUGAUAGUUUCUCCUGUGUUUGUAUAUUUUGCACAUUUCAUUCACUCAAUGUUUACGCUGCGCCGCUACAUUGUUAUGACAGAGACUAGGUUCAUACUCAGUUUUAUGGUUUAUAAUUGUCAUGUGUUUAUGACAAACGCACCAAUAGAUCCUUUACUUUAAACCUAAAGUCAGUGUAUGAGCUUUACACUGUCCAAACAUGUGGUGGUCAAACCUUUGGCCCAUUAUGGUACACAAAACUACACUUCAGUGUCACAUCCAGUUACAAUAAUGGCCUUUGUGUUGUUUUUUGUUUUUACUAUGAUUGUUGUUUGUCUUUUUUCUACUUUUUAAUAUUUAAAGCAUGUAUCAAUCAGUUUCUAGUUUCAACUGAAAGUUCUUGUGAGGGAGGGUCCUUGUGAAAUACGCUGAUAGGAAGUCAUAUUUUAAUUAAAACUGUCAGGUUUUAAUCUCAGACUAUAGAUAUUAAAAGUCAUUUUGAUGGAAACUAGGUUAACGCUACAUUCUGAAAUGCGUCGCCUCCUUGUUUAAGUCCACAUGGCCUUUGGUAGAUCAUUAAAUGACCUAAAAAUGGGUUUUGUUGAAUUUGACUGAUAAUUUUAGGAGUAAAGGGAAAUAUGUCCUUGAAAAUGUAAAAAUACGGUGGCCUUUGUUUCUGUACAUGGGCCAUAUCUUACCAAAGUAUGUAAACAUUGAUGUGUGCUUUUGCACAUUUUAUGCACAUUUUUCUUCUUGUUUGUUUGUAGGCCAGGAUUUUUCUACUCUCCUACUCUAUACAUACCAUAUAUGACUCCAGAUUUAACCAAAGAUGUUGUAAUUCCAUUGACCUUUGUGAUAGAUUGAAAGGGAUUUUUUUUGUUGUUCAAGGUUAUUGUUUUACUUUUUUUGUAUUCAAAUGCAUUAUAUUUUUUAUAUUACAUGACAUUGUAAUAAACUACAAUU
Sphaeramia orbicularis (orbiculate cardinalfish) is the source of this 5929-nucleotide messenger RNA. It is a transcript of the gene six5, whose product is annotated as SIX homeobox 5. Lineage: Eukaryota; Metazoa; Chordata; Actinopteri; Kurtiformes; Apogonidae. The transcript has 3 exons. Gene Ontology annotation, biological process: regulation of transcription by RNA polymerase II. The record is from RefSeq and is a predicted model, not a curated record. Gene Ontology annotation, molecular function: DNA-binding transcription factor activity, RNA polymerase II-specific; RNA polymerase II cis-regulatory region sequence-specific DNA binding. Gene Ontology annotation, cellular component: nucleus; transcription regulator complex. The coding region runs from base 7 to 2856 and encodes 949 amino acids.